AUGGAACAAUCACCAAAAUCAAAAUCACAACGGCCUAACCGUGAACCACCUCCUGCACUCUUUACUACUCCUUCUCAAAAUGCAUCUCAUGUAUCGAUAGAAGGUGGUCUAGCACUUGUACCAUCUAAUCAAUCAUCUGCCUUAUAUGCCACCACCUCUAGAAAUACCCUCGUCCAUCAACGGUCCCAAAGACUACCUCUGCGAACUCAUUUCGAUGGCCCUACAGACACGGCUCCCUUAAGUUCAAUUUCUCGUGUAGGAAGAGCUCCUUCCGAGGGACAAAAACAAGCUGCGAGAACCGAUGCGCUAUGGGCGGAAAUGCAAAGCACAUUAGAGGAAGUUGAGCUCAGUGCUGUAAAUGCGACACAUGUAUUUGGACCCGAACAUAGCAGAGCAUUAGAGGAAUUACGUAAAACACAAAUAGCUUUGGCGCAAGCGUGGGCAAGAAGUGAGGCUGAUGAUGUAGUUGAUGAGGGACGUAAAGGUGAUAUUGGGGGUGGGGCAUUGGGGAGUGAAGGAAAAAGUGCAUUGGAUGGACCAGGAAUGACCGUAACAUCUGGAACGGAUGGAGGGAGAAGUACAGUUACUAGUGGAGCUCAUAGUGGAGGUGCGGAGAGGAUGGGUAGUAAAUUGGAGGAGGAUACAAAGGCAGAUAUUGUAUUGGCGAGAAAGAGAAGGGAGGCUAAUGAUAGGUAUUUUCAAAGGGUGAAUGAGGGUGUGCUUGAUGUAGUAGCAAAGUUGGAGGAAGUUGCUAGUGCAAUGAGAUCCGUGGAACAAGAGAGUCGAGAUAUUUGGGGUGAUAAUGAAACUAUGGAUACAGCGAGUUUUCAAAGCUCAGUACCCUGA
Messenger RNA from Sclerotinia sclerotiorum 1980 UF-70, 846 nucleotides. RefSeq lists its product as hypothetical. The coding region runs from base 1 to 846 and encodes 281 amino acids. NCBI's taxonomy places the organism in Eukaryota, Fungi, Ascomycota, Leotiomycetes, Helotiales, Sclerotiniaceae. The record is from RefSeq and is a predicted model, not a curated record. The transcript has a single exon.